Molecule: messenger RNA, 4467 nt
Organism: Diaporthe amygdali
Lineage: Eukaryota; Fungi; Ascomycota; Sordariomycetes; Diaporthales; Diaporthaceae
Product: PAB-dependent poly(A)-specific ribonuclease subunit PAN2
Exons: 13
Coding region: 1-4467 (1488 amino acids)
Biological process (GO): mRNA processing; nuclear-transcribed mRNA poly(A) tail shortening
Cellular component (GO): P-body; PAN complex
Molecular function (GO): poly(A)-specific ribonuclease activity; protein binding; nucleic acid binding
Source: RefSeq, a predicted model, not a curated record
AUGUCGAACGCAACAGCCAGUACUGCAGAUUUAUUCUCUGUCAAGGGAAUGGUGGCCCUGAUCACAGGUGGAGGGACCGGCAUCGGCCUCAUGAUGGCUCGGGCCAUCGCCGACGCGGGCGCCUCUAAGGUGUACAUCGCCGGUAGACGUCUCGAAGUCCUCGAGUCGGCUGCCAAAUCGAUCAACAAGCCAGAUGUGGUCAUCCCGCUCACAUGUGACGUUUCUUCUCAGGACUCACUGACGUCGCUCGUCGCGGAGAUUGAGAAGCGCUCCGGCUACCUCAACCUCCUCGUCUGCAACAGCGGCAUCGGCGGCCCCCAGGUCCCCUAUCCUUCCCCGGAGACUUCCCUGCAGGAAUUCCGUGAGAAGAAUCUCUCUAUUCCGAUGGACCAGUAUGAAAAGACGUUCAGCGUCAAUGUCACGGCCGUGUGGUACACAACUAUGGCCUUCCUCGAGCUGUUGGACAAGGGAAACAAGAAGGGGAACCUGAACUGGCAGGGCCAGGUCCUCAUCACGAGCAGCAUCGCCGGCUUCAACCGGAAGGCCCCUGGUGGGUGGGCUUACGGGCAGUCGAAGGCAGCGGUGACGCAUUCGUCGAAGCAGUUGGCGGGUGUUUUACCUAAAUGGGGCAUCAGGGUGAACGCCUUGGCACCAGGACUGUUCCCCAGCGAGAUGUCGGCUCCUAUUGUCGAGGCGAUGGGAGGUGAUGCCUCGUCAGAGGGUCUGAUUCCCCUGGACACGAACUUGGUCCCUCUUGGAAGGAUGGGCGAUUCUCAGGAUAUGGCGGGUACGGUACUGUACCUCGUUUCGAGGGCUGGGGCAUACCUGAAUGGCAAUGUCACGUCAAGGGUCUACUCCGCAUUCCAGAGCCCGCGGGGCUGCCGAGUCUUGCGCGACGAGCGAGAACCCCCGCGAUCAGAGGCGUGUUGGGUUGAGGACUGCGAAUCACGGGUUGGACACUUUCGCAACGACGAGCAUCUGUUGAGUCGUCAACUCCUCCCUCCACCGGGAGGGCAGUCGGUGCCUACCGUCGUCACCGCGCUCGCCUUCGAUUCAAGCCAGGAGCUCCUAUGGGCUGGAAAUGGAUAUGGCCGCGUUACAUCCUUUUAUGGAAACAGCCUUCAAAAAUACACGUCUUUCCGCGCGCACCCACCGUCCGAGGGUGCGGUGCACCAACUCCUGUUCAAUGAGAAGGGGGUUAUCGCACUGGGCGCCCGAGGCGUCCACAUGGCCCUUCGAAGAGGACCGCCAGUAUGGCCACAUAUCAGUGCUGAAGACAUGAGAGACCUCCGGUGCAUGAGUUUCACCUCGAAAGCCACCUCCGAAAUUCUUGUCGCCGGUGUACAAGACACCAUGUUUGUCAUCGACACAAACAAAGGAGAAAUCGUGAAACGGAUACCCACCACGAAUCACUACAUCAAGAUGAAAAAGGGCCGGUACAUUUGCGCAGCUACGACCGAUGGCAACGUUCACAUUCUCGACCCGGUCAAGUUCACCAUUAUGCACAAGUGGCGCGCCCACUCCGCUUUCAUAAACGACAUGGACGUCCAGCAGGACUUCGUUGUUACUUGUGGUACCUCCCUGAAGCAGCCUGCGGCUACUUACAUGCUCGACCCUUUUGUCAUGGUCUUCGACCUGAAAAAUCUCGCAACGAUGCCUCCUAUACCAUUUCCACCGUUGGCAGCCUAUGUCCGCAUGCACCCGCGCAUGCUCACAACAGGAAUAGUUGCUUCUCAGGGUGGUCAGAUGCAUGUUGUGGACCUGCUGAAUCCGAACACUAGCAAUGUACGCCAGGCGAAUGUCGUAGGCUCGGUGCUCACGGGAAUAGAAAUCGCGCCAUCGGGGGAAGCCAUCGCGCUGGCCGACACUGACUGUAACAUGCAUCUAUGGGGCUCUCCUUCUAAAUGUCAUUUUGUCGAGUUGCCACAGCCUACUGAAUGGCCUGAUGAAGAGGUGCCGCCGCCCCAUAUUGACUGGAAAGAAAAUACCCCGCUGAAUUCCAUUGGCAUACCCUAUUAUCGAGAGGCUCUUUCAUCAGCCCUACCAAAUAGCUCCAUCUCAGAUGUUGGAGCACCGCCUCUCAGGAUCUCACAAAAUGACUUGGCACAUCUAACAAAAGCAUCGUUUGGAUUCUACGGUCCAAACACCCGUGGUACACGUCGAAACCAGGCCGAGGACACACGGGUUGCUGACAAGACCACGCUUGCCAUACGAGCACCAAAGUUCCUUAGUGAAAAGGCCCGAGAUGCGACGAAGAUAUCCAGUAGCGCGAGUGCUCCAGAUGGACAGGUGGACAUGGCCGUCGGCACCCUCGGCAAUGCCGAGCUGGAAAGUCUGAAAUUGGACGUUCCAGCCCUUUACCAGAGCGUUGAGAUCUCAUUCAGCAAGUACGGAGUGGACGAUUUCGACUUCGGGUUUUAUAACAUGACCCGGUACGCUGGUUUGGAAAACCAUAUUGCGAAUUCCUAUGCAAACUCCCUUCUCCAGGUCUUGCACUUCACGCCUUUGGUUCGGAACCUGGCGCUCCAGCAUGCGGCGACAGAUUGCUUGAGCGAGAUGUGUUUGCUCUGUGAGCUUGGUUACCUGUCGGAUAUGUUGCAAAAGACGGAGGGCUCAUCAUGCCAUGCGUCAAACUUGUUGAAGUGUCUAAGCAAUCACCCGCCAGCGUCCCGCCUUGGCCUUUUGGAGGAGGACUCACGGCAAGGCUCUCUGACAAAGAUGAUGCAGCAGCUCACGAGAUUUCUACUCCAGACGAUAGCGGAUGACUAUCGCACCAAGUCGCCUAUACCUACAGCGAUGCAGGAAAUUCUUGCUACUUCUGCUCUAACCACGAUCAAAUGCUUAAACUGCGGAAAUGAGACCAGUCGGUCAGGUUCGAAUUAUGUGACAGAUUUGACGUACCCACUAACCAAAGGCCGCGGCAGCCGUUCGUCGAAAACCUCAUUCUCCCAAGUCUUGAAAACGAGCGUGGAAGGAGAGGGAGCCAUGAAGGGUUGGUGCAUCCGCUGCAAUCGGUACCAAUCCCUGCAGGCUCGAAAGACUAUCCAAGGCAUUCCUUCAGUGUUGACACUGAACGUCCCGGUCGCGGAGCAUCGCGAUAAUGAGCUCGAACAAAGGAUGUUGUGGGCGAACCCAGGAUGGCUCCCCGAGGAGAUCGGUAUCAUAGUGGAUAACGGCUCCUUCUUUUGCUACCAAGGCGAGGACCUCAAACUGCACCUUCAACGCGGGGUGCACAACAUUCAGGUCUACUCGCUCAUCGGCCUGUCUGUCAACAUAGAGAGCGGGUCACCUCAAAAAUCACACCUUGGGGCCCUGUCACCAGGCAGUGUUGAUACCGGCUCGAAUCAUAAACCGCACCUUGUUGCCAUGGUCAAUGUUGCGCAUGCGGAGCCGACGGCCCCUGGAGAUAGCCAGUGGCACCUCUUCAACGACUUCUCCGUCAAACCAGUCUCAGCUGCAGAGGCACUGACCUUCAACGCGAGGUGGAAGAUGCCGUCUGUGCUUGUCUACCAGCUGAAAACUGCAAACAACGAUCUUGACACCGAAUGGGUCAAGAACAUAGAUACUUCAGUACUCCACAUCGACUUCAAGCCUGAUGCAAAACAGCACCCAUAUCGAACCCUUGAUCCGAUCACAGAACGUCCAGGACCGGAGACCACGGUUGCUCUUGACACGGAAUUUGUGCUGGCGAAACAGUCAGAGGUGGAGAUGAAAUCGGAUGGCGUUAGAGAGGUCAUCCGCCCCAACUUCCACGCACUGGCCCGUGUCUCCAUUGUGCGCGGCGAGGGCGAGGACGAGGGCCUAGCCUUUAUAGACGACUGGAUCCAAGUUAAGGAGCCGGUCAUCGACUACCUACACAGCUACUCGGGGAUCAAACCCGACGAUCUCGAUCCGCGCAACAGCAACCACUGCCUAGUGUCUCUGAAGGUUGCAUACAAGCGUCUCUGGGUGCUCCUGAACCUCGGGUGCAAGUUCAUCGGCCACGGCCUCAAGGGCGACUUCCGCGUCAUCAACAUACAGGUACCAAAGGCGCAAAUCAUUGACACAAUCGACUUGUUUUACCAGAAGAACUACAGGCGCAAGCUGAGCCUGAAGUUCCUGGCCUGGUACCUGCUCAAGGAGGGGAUCCAGGUCGACACGCACGACUCGAUCGAGGACGCGCGCAUCGCGCUCAAGCUGUACAAGAAGUUCCAGGAGUUCGACGACGCGGGGAUAACCAAGAUGAUGCUGAACGAGAUCUACAGGGCGGGCGACAGCGUCGGGUGGAAGCCGCCGGGGAGCACCACGGCGAACGAGCAGCAGGCGGCUGUGCAGAGGAGUCCCACGCCCAUCUCGGAAGGGCCGCCAUCGACGCCCGUCAGGAAGGGCCUGGCUGGUCCUGCGGCCCAGGGAGCGCUUACGCCGAGCUGGUCGGCUGGCCCCGGGGCCGGGGGGUUUACCCCGGGAAGAGGGAGUCCUCUCAGGUAG